GCUACUUCUAUGGUUUAUCAGGACUCAGGAGGAAGGGUGACCGCAUCUUAUCAUUAUCAUACAUAACCUAUUUGUACAAUCUUCGAGUGUUUUUAUCAGUUCUCAAACUGCAUUCGCCGUUUAAUCGGUCAAAACAAAUAGUUCGAAGAACACUCUUCACGCCAAAGUUUCAAAAUGGUGGUAUCUGAAGAGCCUAAGCCAGUAGCGGAGGGAGAUGCGGCCAGCAAGAAAGCUGCCAAGAAGGCUGCCAAGGCUGCUGAGAAACAGCAGAAAAAGGCUGAAUAUAAGGCAGCUUCUGGCCAGCCUCAAGCGGAGUCCCAGGAAGCAGACUUCUCCGAAGGCCGGUACGGAGUGCUGAAGCUCAUCCAAUCUACAGGAGAGCACCGAGACAGGGUCUACACUGACGUCAAGGAUCUGAAUGUCAAGAUGGACGGGAAGAGUGUGUGGGUCAGAGCCCGUCUGCAAACCUCCCGAGCGAAAGGAAAGCAGUGCUUCGCUGUGCUACGUCAAAACUCCAGCACCGUCCAGUUACUCGUCAGCGUCAGUGAAGAGAGGAAAGUGAGCAAGCAACUGGUCAAGUUCACUGGCAAUGUAACGAAGGAAUCAAUUGUGGACGUAUUUGCGACCGUAGCGAAGACUACAGCCCCAGUAGAGGCGUGCAGCGUGCGCGACGUGGAGCUGGCAGGUGUCGAGGUGUGGACGGUGUCGGCGGCGCGCGCGCAGCUGCCCUUGCAAGUCGAGGACGCGGCCAGACCGGAGACCGAUGAUCCGGAAGCGCUCAAAAUCCGCGUGAACCAGGACACGCGGCUGGACAACAGGGUGCUGGACCUCCGCACGCCGGCCAACCAGGCCAUCUUCAGGAUCGAGGCUGGAGUGUGCAGGCUGUUCCGCGACAUUCUUACCAGUCGAGGUUUCGUCGAGAUUCACACGCCGAAGAUAAUCUCAGCGGCGUCAGAAGGCGGCGCCAACGUGUUCACCGUGUCCUACUUCAAGAGCUCAGCGUAUCUCGCGCAGAGCCCACAGCUUUACAAGCAGAUGGCCAUAGCUGCUGACUUCGACAAGGUGUACACAGUAGGCGCCGUCUUCCGCGCAGAGGAUUCGAACACGCACCGGCAUCUCACCGAGUUCGUGGGCCUGGACCUCGAGAUGGCCUUCAAACAUCACUACCACGAGGUCCUGGACACCAUCGGACAGACCUUCACCGAUAUCUUCAGAGGUCUACGUGACCAGUACGCGGCUGAGAUCGCGACAGUGGGGCAGCAGUUCAAAGUGGAGCCGUUCAAGUUUCUGGACCCCCCUCUCAGGCUGGAGUUCCCGCAAGCCAUCCAGAUGCUGAAGGAAGCUGGCGUGACAGUAGGCGAGGAGGACGACUUGUCAACCCCCGACGAGAGGCUGCUGGGGCGGCUGGUGCGCGCCAAGUACGACACCGACUUCUACAUCCUGGACAAGUACCCCCUCGCCGUGCGACCCUUCUACACCAUGCCGGACCCGACCAACCCGAAAUCAUCGAACUCGUACGACAUGUUUAUGCGUGGCGAGGAGAUCCUGAGCGGAGCUCAGCGGAUACACGACCCCGAGUUUCUCACCGAGCGAGCCAAACAUCACGGGAUAGAUAUCAGCAAAAUUGCGGCCUACAUCGAAUCGUUCAGACUCGGAUGUCCACCUCACGCAGGUGGCGGUAUCGGCAUGGAGCGCGUCGUGAUGCUGUACCUGGGUCUGGACAACAUCCGGAAGACCUCCAUGUUCCCCCGCGACCCUAAACGAGUGACGCCAUAAACUAGAGCUUAUACAUUAUUAACAUAAUAUAUAAGCAGACAGAUGUGUAUUUAAUAAAA
This is a messenger RNA of Cydia splendana, 1835 nucleotides long. RefSeq names its product aspartate--tRNA ligase, cytoplasmic (gene AspRS). Gene Ontology annotation, molecular function: aspartate-tRNA ligase activity; ATP binding; RNA binding. Lineage: Eukaryota; Metazoa; Arthropoda; Insecta; Lepidoptera; Tortricidae. Bases 175 to 1776 code for a protein of 533 amino acids. The transcript has 13 exons. Gene Ontology annotation, biological process: aspartyl-tRNA aminoacylation. Gene Ontology annotation, cellular component: aminoacyl-tRNA synthetase multienzyme complex; cytosol; cytoplasm. The record is from RefSeq and is a predicted model, not a curated record.